CAACCCUAUCAACCAAACCGAAAUUUUUCAAGGAAAAAAAUAAUAAAGAAAGGAAGAAAUGCUCGUGCGUUGGAGUUGGGAAUGGAGACGAUGAUACGGAAGCGAUUGACACCAAACCUCCACUACACUGUCUCUUGAUUACGCCAUUUUUCCACCCAUGGAUCCCUACUCCGAGGAAAGACUCACCGAAGAGGUCCUCCAUCUUCACACUCUCUGGCGCCGAGGCCCGCCGAGGAAUCCUAAACCCAUUCACAACCAUUCAUCCACCGUCGUCGCCGCUGCCGCCAAUCGUAACCCCUCCAACAAGAGACCCACAGAUCCAAAGAAUCGAAACAACAAGAAGAAGAAACCACGCCUCGAGCCACGGCAGGACUCCGGCCCGGAGUGGCCCUGUCCAGAGCCGGUUCAAAACCAGCCCUCGACGUCAUCUGGGUGGCCACCAAUUGAGCCCGUUGCCACUCCGGCGGCCCAUCCCGUGUCGUCCGAAGAGCGAGCAAAUCUUGCUGCGUUGCAAUUGCAGUACAAGGGUUCCGAUGCUUGCCGGGGUUUUUUCGCUAGAAAUGCCGAUUCGGGGAGUGACGAAGAAGGGGAGGAGGAGGAAGCUAAUGGGGAAAUGAUGGAGAGUGAAGAGUAUAAGUUCUUUUUGAAGCUGUUUGUGGAGAAUGACGAACUUAGGGGUUAUUACGAGAAGAAUUGUGAAAGUGGGUUGUUUUGUUGUUUGGUUUGUGGUGGAAUGAGGAAAAGGAAAUUUGGGAAAAAGUUUAAGAACUGUGUUGGGCUUGUUCAACAUUCGAUUUCGAUAUCGAGGACGAAGAAGAAACGGGCUCAUAGGGCUUUUGGACAGGUUGUAUGCAGGGUUUUUGGGUGGGAUAUUGAUCGACUUCCGACGAUUGUGUUGAAGGGCGAGCCUCUUAGUCGAUCAUUAGCCGAUUCUGGAAACUUGAAGGUUCAGCCAGAGGAAAAUCAUGUGGCUAAAGAGCAUGAUUCUGGGGUUCAAAAUGAAAAUGUAGCUAUUUCAAUCGAUGACAUUAAUAAGAAGAAUGAAGUGGUUUAUUUGGAUGGGAAGAAACAAAAAUUGGAGGAAGAAAGGACAGCUGAAGAUCCUACUUCUAAUUCUAAAGAUUUGAUUUCUGGCAAGAAUGAUGAUGCCUGCAAAGUUAACGAUGUCAAACUGCAAGCGGAAAAUACAGAUAAUUCAGUUUUAGGAAUGGAAGAAAGCAAUGCAGAAAUGGAUAAUUUGCCUUCGAAUGUGUUGCAGGUACCAGAGUCGAUUUUGAAAGCAUGUAAAGAAUUUUGUGCAGCCUUCUUUACAUCUAUGAGCGACAAUGAUGUUAGUGAAAACAACUUAAUCGACGGAGAGGGAGUUGAGGAACGCGAAGAGUUCAAAUUCUUUUUAAAGUUGUUCACCGAAAAUGAAAGCUUGAGAAGAUAUUACGAGAACAACUAUGAUGAUGGAGAAUUUUUCUGUUUAGCUUGUGGAGGGGCAGGAAAGAAAAUGUUAAAGAGUUUUAAGACAUGUGGCCGCCUUCUCCAGCAUACAACUUCUCUAGGGAAGAACAAAAUAGUGAAAAAACCGGUUCAGAAGCCUCACAUCGCUAAAAUGUUGAAAAUGAAGAUGGUGGCUCAUAGGGCAUGUAGUUUUGUUAUAUGCAAGGUUCUUGGUUGGGACAUUGAAAAGCUUCCUGCAGUUGUAUUAAAAGGCGAACCUCUUGGUCGUUCCUUAACGAAGACAGACGGGGCGAAGUUGCAGGAUGAAUCUGUUGGCAAUUCAGUUGAUAAUACGAAGGAAGACGACUCUACAAAGAUUAACAAAAUGCAGGAAGAAUCUGUUGGCAAUGCAGUUGAUAAUAUGGAUGAUAUCGUCGAAGAUGACUCGACAAAGGUUAACCAAUUACAGGGUAAAUCCGCUGGCAAUGCAAUGGGUAAUAUGAAUGAUUUAGAUGGUGUCAAAGAAACUGAUUCGAUGAAGGUUGAUAGCAAUGGUGAAGCAACUGAUUCUGUAAAUUGAGGUGUUGAUGGCAGUUAACCAAGUAUAGAAUAUAGAUAGGACUUUAUCAGGCGGCAGGCUUAAUGGUAAAAUCUGCCUUCAACAAAGUUCUCAAUUAUUUUUCUUGUUAUUUCUUUAUCUCAGACUGUUAGAUGAAGGUUUUGUGAGAUUUUGACUGUUUAUGAGAUAUGGGAUAAGGCUUUUUCAAAAGAAAACCAGUUUACAAUUUU
Benincasa hispida (wax gourd) is the source of this 2217-nucleotide messenger RNA. RefSeq lists its product as uncharacterized. The record is from RefSeq and is a predicted model, not a curated record. Lineage: Eukaryota; Viridiplantae; Streptophyta; Magnoliopsida; Cucurbitales; Cucurbitaceae.